AUGUCCGAUCUUUUCCUCCGAGUGGCGCGCAGUGACGCACGAUGGUACACUCCAUCAGGACGUCACGCCGUCACUGGUAGCCAAGGCGGCUCGUCUACCGCGGAUAUAGCUCUACACGCACUUCGUGCUAUCGGCUUUUCCCCUGCUAUUUCAAGGCUAUGGAGAACCGUUGCGCGCUGGAAAGACACCUCGCGCCAGCUUGAUUGA
This is a messenger RNA of Penicillium chermesinum, 207 nucleotides long. RefSeq lists its product as uncharacterized. NCBI's taxonomy places the organism in Eukaryota, Fungi, Ascomycota, Eurotiomycetes, Eurotiales, Aspergillaceae. The coding region runs from base 1 to 207 and encodes 68 amino acids. The transcript has a single exon. The record is from RefSeq and is a predicted model, not a curated record.